Messenger RNA from Aureobasidium musti, 1470 nucleotides. The record is from the annotation of a GenBank genome assembly. NCBI's taxonomy places the organism in Eukaryota, Fungi, Ascomycota, Dothideomycetes, Dothideales, Saccotheciaceae.
AUGGCCGACUUCCAAGCAAAAUCCGAUGUUUUCUUGAACUGGUUCAACGCUCAACCCGGAGCUACAUUCGACUCUCGCCUCCAACUAACUGAUCUGAGAGAUCGAGGAGCAGGACGCGGUAUCAUUGCCACCUCCGACAUACCUGCCGAAACAGACCUCUUCACAAUCCCCAGNAAAAGCGUCAUCAGUGUCGAGAACUCGAACCUAUCAAAGAAGCUACCGAGAAUUUUUACCGGCUUGAAAAAUCUGGACGCUGAUGGUGAUGAUGGUAUGGCUGAUGGAGAUGACGAUGAGGAGGAAUUGAACAUGCCUGAUCCUUGGCUGGAUCUUAUCAUGGUUAUGGUGUAUGAGUAUUUGCAGGGUGAGAACUCUGCCUGGAAGACUUAUUUCGAAGUUUUGCCUCAUACUUUUGAUACUUUGAUGUUCUGGGGUCAGAGCGAGCUUAAUGAGUUGCAAGCUAGUGCAGUCAAGGAUAAGGUUGGCAAGGAGUCCGCUGAUGAGAUGUUCAAGACGAAGGUUUUGCCUGUUGUCAAGGCCCAUGAGGAUAUCUUCUACGCUAGUGGUGCUCACAAGCUCUCUGACGAGCAGAUUGUCGAGCUUGCACACCGCAUGGGCAGUAUCAUCAUGGCCUACGCUUUCGACUUGGAGAACAACGAGGAAGAGGAAGACGACGAGCAAGAAGGCUGGGUUCAGGAUCUGGAGGGCACACAAGCAAUGGGUAUGGUACCCAUGGCUGACAUGCUCAACGCCGAUGCAGAGUUCAACGCGCAUCUCAACCACGGCGAGGAUUCCUUGACAAUGACCUCGUUGAGAGAGAUCAAGGCUGGAGAAGAAGUUCUCAACUACUACGGUCCACUACCAAACUGUGAUCUCCUACGCCGCUAUGGCUACACUUCGGCCAAGCACUCGAGAUACGAUGUAGUGGAAGUGCCGUGGGACAUCAUCGCUAGCACCAUCGACAAGAGAUUCACUGGCAAGAAGGGCGAAUUGGACGAGGAGGAGAUGGAAGAGGGCUUUGUGCUCGAACGCGACUCUGGCGAGCCCGACGACACUGGCAUCAAUAGUCACCCAGCCAAAUUCGUCGGUUUCCCCGAAGAGCUCGAGGAGCAGGUUUGUCAAGUCAUCGGCCCAGCUAUGAGCAUCGAUGUAAACCGCGGACCCAACAAGGCACAGCGCAAACAGCUCAAACUGGCAUACUACGAGAUCAUGGAUGCAGUGAUUCCAGCAAGACUGGCACAAUACGGCACUACCAUUGAACAAGAUGAACAACUGCUCAAGAACCCUGAUCUCGAAGGACGUCACAGAAUGGCUGUGUUCGUCCGCCUUGGAGAGAAGAAACUGUUGAAGGAGGCCAAGGAGUUCAUCCCCGCCCAACUGGAGAAAUACAAGCCUGCACAAGAGGAGGAAGAGGGACGCAGUGCUAAAAAGACAAAAAAGGUAGAAUUGUUACAUCAGUCUUUUGGCGUGUGA